AUGAGGGCACGGAACCUUCUUCCAAUCCUGCUCUUGCUGGGCCAAAUGCCGUUGCCUGAAGUUCCAAAUGAUUUCGUAGAGAUCUGCAGUGGAAAAGCGGCUCUGUCAAAGGGCCUGAGGAUGAGCGGAUUCCAAGGAAAGGAAUUUGACGUCCUUUACAGUGGAAACCACAAUCUGUUACGCACCGUCGGCUUUGUCACGGUCCUCAUGGCUGUACGGAACACGCGCCCAGGGGGGCUACUGAUGGUAGCACCACCUUGCGCAACUUGGGUGUUUCUCUGCUCUGCGGUGACAGGCCGCUCUUGGAGCAACCCUGGUGGCAAUUCCCAACGAUGUGUUGAACUUGCCAACAUCUUGGUUCUACGACUUAUAUAUAUAUUGUUCUAUGCUGUGAAGCGCAAUGUGAAGAUUCUCAUCGAACAGCCGCAGUCAUCAGUCAUGUGGAUGUGGCGACCUGUCCGCAAAUUCCUCCAUUGGGCUGGGUGCAGGACAGAAUGCUAUAGCUUCCUCUUGGCCAGUGCCUGCGAACUCAACAUGGAAUCAUGCGACUUAUGGCAUACAUGGUAG
This is a messenger RNA of Cladocopium goreaui, 567 nucleotides long. NCBI's taxonomy places the organism in Eukaryota, Dinophyceae, Suessiales, Symbiodiniaceae. The record is from the annotation of a GenBank genome assembly.